Molecule: messenger RNA, 1329 nt
Organism: Vicia faba (fava bean)
Lineage: Eukaryota; Viridiplantae; Streptophyta; Magnoliopsida; Fabales; Fabaceae
Source: the annotation of a GenBank genome assembly
AUGGGAUUAUCACACAAAAAAAGUCCCAUAAACAUGGCAACAGACACAGAAACAACAACACCAACAUCAUCAACACCUCCAACAAACCAAGGCACAUGGAACCAACUCCUAGGAAGCAACAACUGGGAAACACUACUAAACCCCUUAGACCUCAACCUCCGCAACCUCAUACUCCGUUGCGGUGACUUUAUACAAACAACCUACGAUGCUUUCAACAACGACCAACACUCCAUCUACUGCGGUGCAAGCCGUUACGGAAAAUCCUCGUUCUUUAACAAAGUCAUGCUUGAAAACCCAACACACUACACUAUUGUUUCUUUCCUUUACGCUACUGCACGUGUAUCUGUUCCUGAAGCCUUCUUGCUUCACUCACUGUCACGUGAGAGUUGGGACCGUGAGUCUAACUGGAUCGGCUACAUAGCUGUUACUUCUGAUGAACGGAGUAGAGAAUUGGGUCGCCGGGAAAUAUAUAUUGUGUGGCGUGGUACGACGAGGGACCUUGAAUGGAUCAACGUGUUUGGUGCUGCGCCUGAGUCUGCAUCUGGCUUGUUGAGUGCUAAAAGUCUCACCCAACUCAACCUCCCAAACAAGAAUAAAGAUGAUGGUAGCAGCAGCAGUGACAAUGAGGAUGACAAAAGAGUGCCGAAAAUAAUGAAGGGUUGGCUGACAAUAUACACCUCAGACGACCCAAAUUCUCCUUUCACAAAAACAAGCGUGAGAACACAGAUUCUAAACAAGAUAAAAAGUUUGUUGAACAUCUACAAGAAUGAAAAUCCAAGUGUGGUAUUAGUAGGACACAGUCUAGGAGCAAGUUUAUCAAUUGUAAGUGCUUUCGAUUUGGUCGAGAACGGCGUAACCAACGUUCCCAUUGCUGCAUUUGUAUUUGGUUCCCCACAAGUUGGGAACAAAGAAUUCAACGACAGGUUCAAAAAGUUUCCGAAUUUGAAGGUGUUACACGUGAGGAAUGUUAUUGAUGUUAUACCACAUUAUCCAGGGAAGUUGUUGGGGUAUGAGUAUACAGGUGUGGAGUUGGUGAUUGAUACGAGGAAAUCGACGAGUUUGAGUGAUUCGAAGAAUCCGAGUGAUUGGCAUAAUUUGCAGGCUAUGUUGCAUGUGGUGGCGGGUUGGAAUGGGAGUGAGGGUGAGUUUGAGUUGAAGGUGAAGAGGAGUGUGGCUUUGGUGAAUAAGUCUUGUGAUUACUUGAAGGAAGAGUGUCAUGUGCCGGCUUCGUGGUGGGUGGAGAAGAAUAAAGGCUUGGUGAGAAGGGAAGAUGGGGAAUGGGUUGAUGCACCAGAUAAGGAGGAUCUACCUGUGCCUGAAGAAUAUUGA